AUGUCGGACGACGAAUACUCCUAUGAAUAUGACGACGAUGAUAAUUUCGAGUACACAGACGAAGAAGAAGAACAAGAUGACGCGGAAGUAGCCCUCGAGAAUGCAUAUUACAACAGCAAAGGAUUACGAGAAACGGAUCUCACCGAAGCUGCCGAAGCUUUCGAAAAGGUGAUCACACAAGAAAUGGAAGAGCAAUCGUCGAAUGGUGGCAAGAAGUACGGCCAAUGGUCUUUCAAAUCGAUGAAACAACUUGUCAAACUACACUUGAGAACCGGAAACGCAGAUGUGAUGAUGCGGCACUAUAAUCGUCUCUUGGAAUGCAUUGCCGAAGGAGAUGUCAACCCAAAUGCCAUUGAAAAAGGCAUUAAUGGGAUGCUGGAACGCGUCAGUUCUCUUUACCAAGGCGCUGGAGCACGAAUCACAACUGAAAACAUGGAUCCUCAGCGUCUUGCUCUUGCAGUGUACGAUGCUACAUUGAAAGUAUUUCAUCCUACUUCUGGUUCGUGCUCCAAUGAACGUCUCUGGUUCAAAACAAAUCUAAAGUAUGGUCAACUUCUCUACGAGAUGAACGAAACUGUCAAGCUACAAAAGGUUUUGAAGGAUUUGAAGUCCGUCCAACAAGGUAGUGGCGAUUCCUCCACAGGUGGAUCUUCUACCCAAUCCAUGGAAGUGUAUGCCCUCCAAAUUCAACUCUACAGUCGUCAAAAGGAUAACAAGCGCUUGCGUGACUGCUUUCAUCGUGCCAUGGCAGUCCGCGGUGGCAUUCCGCACCCUCGAACGCUAGCAUUGAUUCAAGAGCUUGGUGGCAAGAUGCACAUGGCUGCCAAGGAAUACGAAGCAGCCGGGAAGACUUUCUUCCAAGCAUUCAAAAGCUACGACGAAGCUGGAGACCCAAGUCGAUUGCGCUGCUUGAAGUACCUCGUUUUGGCCAGUAUGCUCUAUGCCUCGUCCAUCAACCCUUUUGACUCGCAAGAAGCCCGGCCCUACCGAGACGACCCUGAAAUUACAGCAAUGACCAGUCUUGUCCAGGCAUUUCAUAACAAUGAAAUUCACAAGUUUGAACGUAUAUUGAAGCAAAACAAGGGACGCAUUAUGGAGGAUGAAUUCAUCCGUGACUAUGUGGAAGACUUGCUACGCACUAUUCGAACCCAAGUACUUCGCCAAGUCAUCCGCCCAUAUACACGCAUCUCUCUCUUAGCCAUUGCUCAAGAAUUGAAUAAUAUUCCGGUUGACGAUGUUGAGAUGCUCUUGGUAAGUCUAAUUCUGGAUGGUACAUUGGAUGGUCAGAUUGACCAAGUCGCAGGAGUCCUCGUGAAGAAGGCUGAAAGAGGUAACGGCAAGACCUCGGAUCAAGGAAGAACUACACAGACCGAGGAAGACGUUGUAAAGGCAAAAUACAUGGCAAUGAAUCAGCUUGCAAAAGCAUUGGAGAGUAUUUCUGGAUCUGUGACCAGUGCUCGGAUGAAGGGGGAGUCAACACCAAUGCGUGGUAUGGUCCACUAG
Molecule: messenger RNA, 1503 nt
Organism: Cylindrotheca closterium
Lineage: Eukaryota; Bacillariophyta; Bacillariophyceae; Bacillariales; Bacillariaceae
Source: the annotation of a GenBank genome assembly